This is a messenger RNA of Rhizophagus irregularis DAOM 181602=DAOM 197198, 1550 nucleotides long. RefSeq lists its product as uncharacterized. The record is from RefSeq and is a predicted model, not a curated record. NCBI's taxonomy places the organism in Eukaryota, Fungi, Glomeromycota, Glomeromycetes, Glomerales, Glomeraceae. Gene Ontology annotation, biological process: regulation of DNA-templated transcription; cell differentiation; anatomical structure morphogenesis. Gene Ontology annotation, molecular function: DNA-binding transcription factor activity, RNA polymerase II-specific; RNA polymerase II cis-regulatory region sequence-specific DNA binding.
UUUUUUCUAAAAAAAAAAAAAAAAUGAAUAACAUUUACGAUCCUUCGUCACCUGACCCAAGCAAAGUGACGUUCUUUGACUUUGGCAAAACUGCCAGCGAAAUCUUGGAAAAUACUCGGUAUGAAUUCACUUUACACCCUGAAAUCUUAGUACGAAACUCUGAAACUACUCGAAGAGCAAAGAGGAACCGAAAAAAAGGAAUAAAAAAAGCGCCAAGACGCCAGAAUCCCUGGAUCAUAUACCGAAGGGAUAAGAGCGCCAACAAAGCGUUUUUUAGACUAAAAUCUUCAGUUAUUUCAAAAAGAGUUUCCAUUAUGUGGAAACAUGAACCAAAGGAAGUUAAGGACUUAUUCGAAGUCCUCGCGAAAAUUGCCGAAGGGAUUCAUGAAACGGAACAUAAAGAUUACAAAUAUGUUCCCGGGCCCUCGAAAAAAUCAAAACCAGAAAGAAAAAAUAAUUCAAAUGAUAUGUAUGAGGGCAAAAUCCUCUGCUUUCCAACCCCCACCACUGAUAAUACUAUGUCGACAUAUUCGGACCCUCCAACUCCAACAAACGACACCACUAUGAUUAAGCUUUCAUCAUCACCGCCUCCAACUCCCACCACUGAUAUGACUAUGUUACCAUCACCGACAUAUUCGAACCCUCCAACUUCCACCAUUCAUAUGUCUACGUUACCAUCACCGACAUAUUCGAACCCUCCAACUCUAACAAAUGACAUCAUUAUGAUUAAGUCAUCAUCAUCACCGCCUACAUUUACAAUUCCGGGACCCCCAACUCCCACAUCAAUGCCUCCAACUCCAACGACACUCACAGCUGAUACUGAUAUGUCGUCACCUAGCCCUCUAACUCCGACGUCCCCUACUCCAACGUCUCCUAUUGAUAUGCCACCAUCAGAAGCCAUAACAACAAACCCUGCGUACCUAAUUUGCUAUAAUAAUACUAUGUUGGUACCAUCCGUACCUUGGGACCAAAAUCUGUGCUUACAAAGUCCUGAUAUACCGGACUUCCCAAGCAUGGAGCAAGCAUUUUUUUCGACCCCUCAAGAUGAGGAUUCUGACGACAUUCACAACACCACCACCAACACCACCACCAGCACAACCACCACGGAAACCAUCAAGUAUGUCGAAGAAUAUUCGUUAUUUCCGGGUUUGGAGGAAAUUGAGAUGCAAUAUCCUCUUCAAUAUCCUCUUAACAACCAUUAUUAAUUGUAUGGAUUAAAAAAAAAAAAAUAUGGACUUUAUCCCUAUAGUAAGUCGUUAUAAAAGUAUAUCACAUUAAUAUACCAGAAAUAUGUUUAAAUUUUUCUACUUUUUUUUUUUUUUCGAGUUGAAAAUUUUGAGCAUGAUUUUUAGUAAAUUUCUGUGACAUAUGAUAUUAUUAUGACUUGUUAUAGGGAUAAAAUCCAUAUAAAAUCUAUACAAAGAACACGUUUUUUUUAAGUUUUGUUUAUAACAAUUUAAUAUGAAUUAUAUAUAAGUUAAAUUUUUAAGAAGUUUAAGUUAUCGACAUCUUUUGAUUAUCUCCUUUAUAAAAUUUCCUUUUUUACACUA